Vombatus ursinus (common wombat) is the source of this 2579-nucleotide messenger RNA. Its product is annotated as ethanolaminephosphotransferase 1-like. Bases 57 to 1217 code for a protein of 386 amino acids. The record is from RefSeq and is a predicted model, not a curated record. The transcript is spliced from 10 exons. Gene Ontology annotation, molecular function: ethanolaminephosphotransferase activity. NCBI's taxonomy places the organism in Eukaryota, Metazoa, Chordata, Mammalia, Diprotodontia, Vombatidae. Gene Ontology annotation, biological process: phosphatidylethanolamine biosynthetic process. Gene Ontology annotation, cellular component: Golgi apparatus; endoplasmic reticulum membrane.
GCGCGGCUGCUCCUGGGGACAGCUCGAGCUCGAGGCGCUGAAGGCUGGGCUUCAACAUGUUGCAGCUGCGGUAUGUCACGGAGGAGCAGCUGGCCGGCUUCGACCAAUACCAGUAUAGUGCUGUAGAUACAAAUCCUUUAUCAGUGUAUGUUAUGCAGCACCUCUGGAACAGAAUAGUUAAGAUAGUGCCACUGUGGAUUGCACCUAAUUUGCUUACCUUUUCUGGAUUUUUAUUGCUUUUAAUCAAUUAUUUUGUAUUAAGUUUUUAUGACUGGGAUUAUACUGCUUCAGGUUCCCAGCUUAUUCCAAACUGGGUGUGGUGGUUUGCUGCUCUCUCUACCUUUUCUGCCUAUGCUUUAGAUUCUAUAGAUGGGAAACAUGCUAGAAGAACACAGUCCAGUAGUCCUCUGGGAGAGCUAUUUGACCAUGGGUUGGAUAGCUGGGCUACUUCCCUUUUCACAAUUUCUUGGUUCUCUGUUUGUGCAAGUCCAGGGGGCUCCCCGGGACUUUCCGAGCACACGAUGUUCUUGUUCCUGAGCAUUGUUUUGCUUAACUUCAUGUUGUCCCAUUGGGAAAAAUAUAACACUGGAGUCCUUUUUCUUCCUUGGGGAUAUGACCUAAGCCAAGUGACACUGGUAACAGGGUAUCUGCUGACGGCUAUUGUUGGUGUAGAAAUUUGGUACAAACCUUUGGUGUUUGGUUAUUAUGUUACAACUGUAUCAUUGACCUUGAUUAUAGCCUGCAGCGUUUUCCUUUCUCUCCCACAGACGUUCUACAACAUCUACACGGCAUACCAGAGGAAGACGUUGAAGCAAGAUUCUUUGUAUGAAGCCUUGCUGCCUUUAGUGUCUCCUGCCCUCCUGUUUUCCCUCCUGACUGUUUGGGUGGCUUUAUCUCCAUGUAAUAUAUUAAUCAAGCAGCCCAGAUUAUUUUUAUUUAUGGUUGGCGUUGCCUUCUCCAGUGUUGCCUGCAGAGUGAUCGUGUGCCAAAUGAGCAACACCAGAUCUGAGUCAUUCCACUACCUCUUGUUUCCAUUGGCCCUGGUGGUCUUCGCAGCAGUAACAGGGCUUCUGGGGAGACUGGAGGAAUCGGUGUUCAUGGCUUUCACUGCGUUAACCACAAUGGCUCAUGUGCACUAUGGAGUGUGUGUGGGGAGACAAUUAAGUCAACACUUGAAUAUUCACAUCUUUUCCAUGAAGAAACGUGCCCAGGAAUAAGUAUUUGUUAUCAAGGAACAGUCAAGAUCUGCCCUGAUAUUCCUUCUUUCUAGGAACAAUGAGACUCAAUGUACCUGAAUGACCAAAGUAUCUUCAUACACUUAAUGAAUAUAAUGGAAUCCAUGUGUAAAGUGGUGUGCUUCUCUUGUGUCUCGAAUAUAAGCUAUUCACAGAAAGAGGUUUCUUAGCUUUUCCCCUCCAUACUCCCACAUCUCCAUCUCUCCAGUCUCUUUCUGGCUUAUGUUCAGAAGGGCAGAGGAUUCUAACCAUCAUGGAGUGUGUGGCUGUGCCUCUAAAACGCAGAGGAAGUUGCCAAGUCAGCCUAUGGGCCCUGUGUUAAGGAGCCCUCAUACGGUUGGACAAGCCUGCAUGCUUGACUCUGCUGGCUCCUUCACUGGACUGCUGUGAAAACAGAAUGAAUGUCACGGAUGUUGCAGGAUACCUGAAAUACCUUAGAAGGCAGGAGGCAUCCAUCUCCUUCUGCAUCUCCUCCUCCCAUGUCCAAGUUUGGGCAGAAGUGACAGUUAAGAAUUAUGGAGUUGAUGGUCAUAGUGAAUUUCAGGAUGUAGCUUUUAUAAGUCAAGUUGCUCAGGAACUCUAAUUUGUUUUUUUCAGUACCCUCUGAUAAGCUUAAUCCUAAAAGCAAAACCACACGCCUUAUUUGGCAGGUACUUAAUGGAGAACUGUAGAAACCCUCCCCACAAUUUAUUGUUUUGUCAUAGAAUAAAAACAAAAUAGCAGCUGACGUUGUAAGAGCCCUUUAAGGUUUGCCAAGUGCUUUCCAUAUAUGCUCUCUCUCAUCUUUAGGCACAGCCACAUGAGAAUAGGGAGAUUCAUUACAGCGCAGCAAGGAAACUCUAGGAGAAUUAAAGCCAAUAAAACUAACUGGAACAGAUUCACAAUGAAGCAUAUUAGAUUAGGACAAUCAUUAUAUUCCUUAGGAGCAAAGUGAAGUUAUUUCCAGUUGUCAUGCUUUGAUGCAUAGCUGUGUGGUCCUAGGUACUAUUUUUAAGGUCUACGUAAAUUGAGUUAGUGUAAGUUUUAUCCACAGAAACCAUGCUUAGGGCUUCUCCCAAAUAGUCAAUGGUUUACAUAAUCAUGUGUGUUCCAAGUUUUAAGAAUUAUAUACUUUAUAUAAAAAUGUCUCCAUGUGGUAAACACAGUAUACACACACACACACACAAGACCAUUUGGAAUUUGUUCAUAUACAAAAAUAACUUCCACUCUUGUGAAUUGAGAAGAGGUAAUGAUACAAAUUCUCUGAAUGAAUGCUGCUAUUGGGGUCUUUUUUCUUGGAUUAUUGUUGAUAUGAGUUUACUUACCUCUGACGUAAAUAUAUUCAUCCACUCUGUGCCUAGUAAA